AUGUCGCGCCGGGUUUCCCUCUUGGGGGCCAACAACCAGAAGCCGGCAUGCGUGCCGAAGAACUUCGACUUGUUACCUUUCCCAUCUCUACGUGUGCGGCUGCAUCCUGUGCCUCUUAUGACCAUUCUGGACGCGUACAUUCGCCGCGAUGAAGGCCAAGAGAACGUCAUUGGCACUUUGCUUGGCUCAUGCUCCGAUGGAAACGUCAUUGAUGUCACAGAUUGCUUCGUGGACAGGCAUUCGUUGACUGGCGAGGGCCUGCUGCAAAUCAUCAAGGACCAUCACGAGAGCAUGUUUGAGCUGAAACAGCAGGCCAAUGGAGGCAAUGGCGGAGUGCGGGAAGUAGUUGUUGGCUGGUUCUGCACAGGGAGUGAAAUGACAGAGCUGACUUGCGCUGUCCACGGCUGGUUCAAGCAGUUCUCGUCUGUUUCCAAGUUCUUCCCCCAGCCGCCGCUCACAGAGCCCAUCCACUUGAUGGUGGAUGCCGUCAUGGAGAGCGGGAGCUUUUCAGUGAAGGUCUACACACAGGUCCAGAUGACAAUGGCCAGAGAGGCUUGCUUUCAAUUCCAUGAGCUCCCCUUGGAGCUGUACGCGACUCCGUCAGACCGAGUGGGUCUGCAGCUGCUGCAAAAGGUGCGCACUGCGCACCGGAGUCACCCCCCGCGAGCAGAAGACUUGACAGAGCCAGCCUCCGAAGGCGUUUUGCUGAGUGACAUCACGGACGGCCUCAACGCCGAACUUGAACAGCUGCAGGAGAAACUCGAGAUCUGCGCAGCCUAUGUUCGAAGAGUGUUGAACGGCGAAGUUGAACCCGACCCAGAGGUCGGCCGCUUCCUCAGUUCUGCUUUGAGCGCGGCUACGGAGCCGGACUUGGAAGCUUUCGAGCAGCUCUGCCAGAACACACUGCAGGACAGCCUCAUGGCUGCUCACUUGGCGCGGCUGGCAAAGCUGCAGUUCGCUGUGGCGCAAAAGCUCAACACUUCAUUCUUCUGA
Molecule: messenger RNA, 993 nt
Organism: Eimeria necatrix
Lineage: Eukaryota; Apicomplexa; Conoidasida; Eucoccidiorida; Eimeriidae
Product: eukaryotic translation initiation factor 3 subunit 5, putative
Exons: 3
Coding region: 1-993 (330 amino acids)
Biological process (GO): translational initiation
Cellular component (GO): eukaryotic translation initiation factor 3 complex, eIF3m
Molecular function (GO): translation initiation factor activity; translation initiation factor binding; metallopeptidase activity
Source: RefSeq, a predicted model, not a curated record